Molecule: messenger RNA, 584 nt
Organism: Sphaeramia orbicularis (orbiculate cardinalfish)
Lineage: Eukaryota; Metazoa; Chordata; Actinopteri; Kurtiformes; Apogonidae
Gene: gemin7
Product: gem (nuclear organelle) associated protein 7
Exons: 2
Coding region: 86-472 (128 amino acids)
Biological process (GO): spliceosomal snRNP assembly
Cellular component (GO): SMN-Sm protein complex
Source: RefSeq, a predicted model, not a curated record
CGAAGAAGGACCAGCCAAACGCCACAGGAGUCGAAGCUGCUGUUUUUACAGGAUAGUAUACAGGAAUCGAGCCAAAAGACACAUCAUGGCAACACCAGUUCCUGUGCUCCGCCUGCCCAAAGGACCCGACCCCAACAGCCGUGGAUUUGACCCCAAAUCACCCCGCUACAUCUCUCUCUGCCGUACAUCUAUUUCGUCGUCUGCUGUGUCAGAUGCUGACUCAGAGGAAUUGCAGAGAGAGCAGCAUGCGCGAUCUGUGCUGCGAGAGCGUUUCUUAAGGUGCCUCCUUGCCAUGGCCAACAAGAAGGUCCACUUUCACAUGUUUGAGAAGGUGAAGGUGGAAGCCACGUUUGGAGCUUCAGACAUUGACGUACUAAACUUUCAGGUGUCAGACCUGCACACUCCCAUAGGGGUACAGAAAGAAGCACUGAUCCGAUGUCAGGAUGUGAUCUCAUUGACUUUUGAUUUAUGAGCAAACACUUAAAUUUGGUGACUUUGGUGUCAAAUGUGCUGUAGAUUAAAUUUUGUACUCACUUUGCACUGGAAUUGAAGUUGUAUAUAAAGUUUGUUAUAUUUCUGCAUAA